GUGAUGACGCUACCUAUACUCCAUCAAUGGGGCUCUCCAAGCUGUGAAACUACGAGCACUGCAUUAGACAUGUAUUAAUAAUAUCUUUCGGUAUUUCGCAAAAAGGGUUUGCUGUUCACUGAAAUUGCCUGACCGUUCUCAAUAAGUCAUCAAAAUGAUGCGCUUUAUGCUUCUGUUCAGCCGGCAGGGGAAGCUGCGGCUCCAGAAAUGGUACACUGCUACAGCUGAGCGUGACAAGAAGAAGAUGGUUAGAGAGCUCAUGCAGGUGGUGCUGGCCAGAAAACCCAAAAUGUGCAGCUUCUUGGAGUGGAGGGAUCUUAAGAUAGUCUACAAGAGGUAUGCCAGCCUAUAUUUCUGUUGUGCAGUGGAGGAGCAGGACAAUGAGCUGAUUACCCUGGAGGUCAUCCAUCGCUUUGUGGAGCUGCUGGAUAAGUACUUCGGCAGUGUUUGCGAACUUGACAUCAUUUUUAACUUUGAGAAAGCUUACUUUAUCCUGGACGAGUUUCUAAUGGGGGGAGAAAUUCAGGACACAUCCAAGAAGAGUGUGCUCAAGGCCAUCGAACAGGCCGACCUUCUACAAGAGGAGGAUGAGUCACCCAGGAGUGUCCUAGAGGAGAUGGGGCUGGCCUAGUACUAGUUUCCAGUGCAGUCAAGACAGAUGAAUUUCGGUACUACCAAGACAAAUGGGCUUAUGUAAAAGGGAGUUGGGAAAAUGAGUCCAAAAGGGCUGGCAGAGGAGAUGAAAAUAAGGGGAAAAAGGGGUAGGUGGGGUUAAUUUCGGUACUACUGAGACCAGCAUGUGAUUGUAUUUCUAUCCCAACCUGUUCUUUUCUUAAGAGACACUGAAGCAUCACAGAUAGACACUUGAAUUUAGCAAACAGAGAUAUAUUUGGAAAAAGAAGUUUUGAUUGUACAUUGAGCUUUGCCAUUUUAACAACAGGUUAAAGAAUCUCAACUUUUAGUUUAAGAAAAAUAAAUUUGUUGCAUUGAUCAAGUCGCCUGCUUUUUAAAAGUA
Molecule: messenger RNA, 1015 nt
Organism: Myxocyprinus asiaticus (Chinese sucker)
Lineage: Eukaryota; Metazoa; Chordata; Actinopteri; Cypriniformes; Catostomidae
Product: AP-1 complex subunit sigma-1A
Exons: 5
Coding region: 155-631 (158 amino acids)
Biological process (GO): vesicle-mediated transport; intracellular protein transport
Cellular component (GO): intracellular membrane-bounded organelle; membrane coat; AP-1 adaptor complex
Molecular function (GO): clathrin-cargo adaptor activity
Source: RefSeq, a predicted model, not a curated record